AUGUCGAGCUGUCGGAAGGAGAAACCUGGAUCGCCAUCUGCAUCCAAGGAUCCUGCAGACAUAGCAGAGGAAUUGUUUCCAGACGCACCCUCGGAACAAGAGCAGAUGCCUGCUGAGGAUGAUGGAGCCAAUCCGCCCGAGGAGGACCUGGAGCCCGGCCUCACGGAUGAAGACGAGGAAGAAGGUCCGACCCGGCCACCGCUGCCGGAGGACAUGGGCCACCGGGCUGGCUUUCAGGCUGUCUCUGAGGGCCGACUGGAAGACGCAAUGGUCCUUGCCUCUCUUCCACUGUGGCCUUUCACGAACGAGCUCAAUUCUCGUGGCUGGACGCUGCUCCAUGUAGCGGCGCACGGAGGCUUUGAGGAGCUAUGCGCUGCCCUGUGCCGCAGAAAGGACUUCCUGUGCGUAGACAUGCCGGACAAGGAGUUCUGGGCUACACCCCUUCACCUUGCAGCAGGCAAGAGGCGCCGGAAGCUCGGACGAUCGGACUUGCAUUCCACUAGUCUGGUCGCCCUUACCCCAAAAAUCGCUAAGCAGAUUUUCUCAUCAUGGGGCGUUGAAGCUGUAUUGGCAUGUCAGUGUCUUGUUUUCGUGAGAUGUGCACUGUGGUAUAAUGCACAUAGUGUAGAACAUGAGCCGAGGCAUCUGGCGCAGUUAACAAAGCAAAAGAAAGAGGACGAGCGAGAGAAAGGCAGCCUGAGCAGUUUCAGGUCGAGUUAUCUUCAUGUCGUGUUGAGUCGGAGUGUGGGCUGCUCUUUUGUGAGAGGGGGACGAGAGAGGCGAGAGAGAGACGGCUUUCUCGUGUUACUUCCCUGUAUCCCGAUAACAAUCCCCACCCCCAUCUAA
Symbiodinium necroappetens is the source of this 846-nucleotide messenger RNA. The record is from the annotation of a GenBank genome assembly. NCBI's taxonomy places the organism in Eukaryota, Dinophyceae, Suessiales, Symbiodiniaceae.